This is a messenger RNA of Empidonax traillii (willow flycatcher), 1022 nucleotides long. It is a transcript of the gene PHLDA3, whose product is annotated as pleckstrin homology like domain family A member 3. The record is from RefSeq and is a predicted model, not a curated record. Gene Ontology annotation, cellular component: plasma membrane. Gene Ontology annotation, molecular function: phosphatidylinositol phosphate binding. Gene Ontology annotation, biological process: negative regulation of phosphatidylinositol 3-kinase/protein kinase B signal transduction; positive regulation of apoptotic process; intrinsic apoptotic signaling pathway in response to DNA damage by p53 class mediator. The transcript has 2 exons. Lineage: Eukaryota; Metazoa; Chordata; Aves; Passeriformes; Tyrannidae. Bases 549 to 1022 code for a protein of 157 amino acids.
GCCUUGCACUCCACGCCUGGGCUGCCGUGCAGGAGUCCCUGAGCCCUGCCCUUGCGCUGCUGCCGUGCAGCCCCAUCCCACACCCUGCCUGUUCACACGAGGGCCCUGGGGCAGCGCCUGCCCACGGGCACCCCAAAAGAACCUCCUGGGUGAAGCGGGGCUGUGCCGGGCCUGGCCGGGCUUCGCCUGGGCGUGAAGGGAUCCUGAGCGCAGGAGGGGCCAGGCGAGGCGGGAGGAAUGCGAGUGGGAGAGCGGCCGGGCAUGUAGCGACAGCUCCUGGGGCGCGCGGCGCCGGGAUCCCACACGCUGCACGGGGCAGGGAGCAGAGCCCCGGCAACAGGGGCCGGCAUGGGGCACCCCGCCGCUCAUCCCCUCUGAGAACCGGGAGCGCAGGGCGGGGAGAGCCCCGGGGGGCAGCGCAGCCACCGCGGGGGUCCCGGCCCCGGGGAACUCAGCUCUGACGUGGAGGGGCUGGGAAUCCCCCAGCGGGUGAUGCCCGGCUGAGCCCACGCGAGGUGCGGAGGAUCCUGGAGGGCCGAGGGGCCGCUAUGACCCCCGAGAAGGUGCUGAGGGAGGGGGUGCUGGAGAAGCGGAGCGGGGGGCUGCUGCAGCUCUGGAAGAAGAAGCGGUGCCUGCUGACGGAGAAGGGGCUGCAGCUCUUCGAGCCCAAGGGGUCGCGGCGCAAGGAGCUGAGCUUCGCCCGCAUGAAGGCGGUGGAGUGCGUGGAGUGGAAGGAGCGGCACAUCUACUUCACGGUGGUGAUGGACGACAGCCACGAGAUCGACUUCCGCUGCGCCCAGGAGGACCCGGGCUGGAACGCCGAGAUCACCAUGGGCCUCGUGCGCUUCAAGAACCAGCAGGCGAUCCAGGUCGUCCGCGCCCGGCACAGCUGCCGAGCAGUGGCACAGUUCGACACAGCCCCGGUGGGACAGCCCAUGGACACGCAGCAUCCCAGGAGCCGGAUGGAGAUGGCUCUCGGCUCGGCACGAGGUGGGGAGAACGGGAUCCCAGCGGGCAAGUGA